AUGGAUGUAUAUGGAGUAACUGGAAUGGAUGAUCUUUUAGACUUGUCUAGUGAUGAGAUUUUCGCUUCCUCCACAGCCACCCCCACCACUCAUUCAGACCUUCACUGCCACGCCUCCUCCACCGCCGUCGCUGCCACGGCCACCGGUUGCUUUGAUGCACCUACUGCUGACUACUACAAUUUCCCCGAUGUCUUCUGUGUUCAUAGCGAUGACGCGGCUGAGCUAGAAUGGCUUUCGAACUAUAUGGACGAUUCAAUCACCGAUUGUCCGGCGAAUUCCAUUACCAGCGCCGCUGCAGCAUUUCACGGUAGCUCUCGGAGAAGAAAUGGCGCUGCUGCCGGCACCUACACAUGGAGUUCUACAUCACCACCAAAUGACAAUGUAAACCAGAGAGAGAGUUCGAUUACUAGCGGUUACGAGAAUGCUGAAAAGGAGCGUAGAUGCACGCACUGCUCAUCGGAAAAGACACCGCAGUGGAGGACCGGCCCGAUGGGCCCGAAGACGUUGUGCAAUGCCUGUGGUGUUCGCACUAAAGUACCCCCGCACAAGGACGGGCAUUGUCUAAACUUCGGCCCCUCUCAAAAGAGAGAGAGCCAGCCUGGACCAACCACAGCAAACCCGAAACCUCCAGUAGCUCCAGCUUUCCACCGAUCGAAACGCCAUCACCACAAAAGAGACCAAACCUCCCAGACCCUGCCACCACCUAAACCACCACCUCCCCGAAACACAACCCAACCAACACCCAUCAACACACCACCUCAACAAACCCACAACAGACCACGCACACAAAAAGAAAACACAACAACAAAGCCCUCAACCGAUCGUAACCGGAGAGGUAAAAACCUCCACCGACCGAAGUCGGGAAGGGAAAAAACUCCACCGCCGAGACGGGGAGAGAGAACUAGGACUCCGAGGAGCCUAGAGGAAACCGAACGAGUGGCCCAAGGCCACUAG
Molecule: messenger RNA, 954 nt
Organism: Fraxinus pennsylvanica
Lineage: Eukaryota; Viridiplantae; Streptophyta; Magnoliopsida; Lamiales; Oleaceae
Source: the annotation of a GenBank genome assembly